Molecule: messenger RNA, 1467 nt
Organism: Carcharodon carcharias (great white shark)
Lineage: Eukaryota; Metazoa; Chordata; Chondrichthyes; Lamniformes; Lamnidae
Product: cytochrome P450 26B1-like
Exons: 7
Biological process (GO): sterol metabolic process
Molecular function (GO): monooxygenase activity; heme binding; iron ion binding
Source: RefSeq, a predicted model, not a curated record
AUGGCCCUGAUGGUGGUGUUAUCAUUGCUGAUCAGCCUUUUUGCUCUCCUAGCCCCUAUCGUCCUUUUUAUGACUGCUUGCAUCUAUCUCUGGGAGCUUCGAUGGAAUCUAAAGCGAGACAAGAACUGGGAGCUCCCUCUCCCUCCAGGAUCCAUGGGGCUUCCAAUUGUUGGUGAAACAUUCCACUGGCUCCUGCAGGGCUCUAACUUCCAUGCCUCCAGAAGGAAGCAACAUGGUAAUGUGUUCAAGACACACUUGCUUGGGCAGCCGGUGGUGCGCGUCACUGGUGCGGAACAUUUGCAUCGACUGCUGCUUGAAGAGCACAAUUUAGUUGGUGUCAACUGGCCACAGAGUGUCCAAGCCAUCCUGGGGCCCACCAGCCUGGCAAACUCCAUCGGGGACAUCCACCAGCACAAAAGAAAGGUCUAUGCAAAAGUUUUCAGCCAUUCUGCUUUAGAGAGUUACAUGCCAUGGAUCAAGCAGGUGGUGGCAGAAACAGUGAGGGACUGGUGUGCCAGGGAACGCCCUGUCACAGUGUACCCAGAGACUAAGAAGCUCAUGUUCCGAAUAGCUGUGGUGGUUCUGCUGGGAUCCUUGCCAGACGAGGAGGAGGUGGUCAACUUGUUCACUAUCUUUGAGCAACUUACCAAAAACAUUUUCUCACUGCCCCUGGACAUCCCAGGCAGUGGCUACAGAAAGGGUAUACAGGCUCGAGACAGGCUGCAUGAGUACUUUGAAAAGACCAUUCUGGAUAUGCUUCAGUCUAGUCCUGAAUAUUCAACUGCCCUUGGUAUCCUAAUAAAGAGCAGCAAAGAUCGCGGGACGAUGAUGACCAUGCAGGAACUGAAGGAGGCCAUGGUGGAGCUGAUGUUUGCUGCCUAUGCCACCACCGCCAGUGCCUGCACUUCUCUCAUCCUGCAGCUGACGAAGAACCCAGAUGUCCUUGACAAAUUGAGGGUGGAACUCCAGACCAAGGGAUUCUGGCCUGAAAGCACCACAAAGGAGAACUUGCUGCAUCUAAGCGAUAUCACCCAUCUGCAGUACCUGGACGGUGUAAUAAAGGAGGUGCUGAGGCUGCUGCCACCUGUAUCUGGAGUAUAUCGGAUGGCACUCCAGACCUUCAAGCUAGGCGGCUUUCAGAUCCCCAAAGGAUGGAGUGUGAUGUACAGCAUACGAGACACACAUGACACUGCCCCUAUAUUUCAACAUCCCGAAAUAUUUGAUCCAGACAGAUUUGCCAAUGAUCAAAUGAAGGAAAAGAAUGCACGCUUUCAGUACCUUCCAUUUGGAGGUGGUGUUAGACGCUGCCUUGGCAAAGAGCUUGCCAAACUCAUCCUCAAAAUUCUUGCUAUUGAGUUGGCCAGAAUCAGUCAUUGGGAACUAAUGACCAAAACUUUCCCCAAGAUGUUGCUGGUGCCAGUUGUUCACCCAGCUGAUGGACUAAAAGUGCAGUUUUCAUGCUCAGCG